ACCGUGCCCGCCCUCAAUCAAUCAUGUUUGAAAUUAAGAAGAUUUGCUGCAUUGGUGCUGGCUAUGUUGGUGGGCCAACUUGUAGUGUUAUUGCACAGAUGUGUCCCAAUAUCAAAGUUACUGUCGUGGAUGUUAAUGAGGCCAGAAUCAAUGCCUGGAAUUCUGAUACACUUCCAAUCUAUGAGCCAGGGUUAAAAGAAGUCGUAGAAUCCUGUCGAGGAAGAAACCUCUUCUUUUCCACCAGUAUUGAUGAUGCCAUUAGAGAAGCUGAUCUUGUGUUUAUUUCUGUUAAUACUCCAACAAAGACCUAUGGGAUGGGCAAAGGCCGAGCAGCUGAUCUGAAGUACAUUGAAGCUUGUGCCAGACGAAUUGCACAAAACUCCAACGGCUAUAAAAUUGUCACUGAGAAAAGCACAGUUCCAGUGCGUGCUGCAGAGAGCAUUCGUCGGAUAUUUGAUGCUAAUACUAAGCCUAACUUGGAUUUGCAGGUGCUGUCUAACCCAGAGUUCCUUGCAGAAGGAACAGCCAUCAAGGACCUGAAGAACCCAGACAGAGUGCUCAUCGGUGGAGAUGAUUCUCCAGAGGGACAGAAAGCUGUCCGUGCUCUUUGUGCUGUUUAUGAGCACUGGGUGCCCAAAGAAAAAAUCCUCACAACCAACACCUGGUCGUCAGAACUUUCUAAGCUGGCAGCUAAUGCUUUCCUUGCCCAAAGAAUCAGCAGCAUCAACUCGAUCAGUGCCCUGUGUGAAGCUACAGGAGCAGAUGUUGAAGAAGUAGCAAGAGCUAUUGGAACAGACCAAAGAAUUGGAAAUAAGUUUCUCAAAGCCAGUGUUGGGUUUGGAGGUAGCUGUUUUCAAAAGGAUGUCUUGAAUUUAGUGUACCUCUGUGAGGCGCUGAACUUACCUGAAGUAGCCCGUUACUGGCAACAGGUAAUAGACAUGAAUGAUUAUCAGAGAAGAAGAUUUGCUUCCCGCAUUAUUGACAGCCUGUUCAAUACUGUCACUGAUAAGAAGAUUGCUAUUUUAGGGUUUGCAUUCAAAAAGGAUACUGGGGACACAAGAGAGUCAUCCAGUAUCUACAUUAGCAAGUAUUUGAUGGAUGAAGGAGCAAAGCUCCAUAUCUAUGAUCCUAAAGUACCUAAGGAACAAAUCAUCUUGGAUCUCUCCCAUCCGGGUGUCUCAGAAGAUAACCAAGUGUCUCGGUUGGUCACCAUCAGCAAAGAUCCCUAUGAAGCCUGUGAUGGAGCUCAUGCCCUUGUCAUCUGCACUGAAUGGGACAUGUUUAAGGAGUUGGAUUAUGAACGUAUUCAUAAGAAGAUGCUGAAGCCUGCAUUUAUCUUUGAUGGUAGGAGAGUUCUAGAUGAUCUUCACAAUGAGCUACAAGUCAUUGGUUUCCAGAUUGAAACAAUUGGGAAGAAGGUGUCAGCCAAAGGAAUUCCUUUUGGUUCUUCCUGUGAAAUUCCUAAAUUCAGCCUGCAGGACCCACCUGUCAAAAAGCCCAGAGUAUAA
This is a messenger RNA of Indicator indicator, 1508 nucleotides long. It is a transcript of the gene UGDH, whose product is annotated as UDP-glucose 6-dehydrogenase. The record is from RefSeq and is a predicted model, not a curated record. NCBI's taxonomy places the organism in Eukaryota, Metazoa, Chordata, Aves, Piciformes, Indicatoridae. Gene Ontology annotation, molecular function: UDP-glucose 6-dehydrogenase activity; NAD binding. Gene Ontology annotation, biological process: glycosaminoglycan biosynthetic process. The transcript is spliced from 12 exons. Bases 24 to 1508 code for a protein of 494 amino acids. Gene Ontology annotation, cellular component: nucleus; cytosol.